AUCAUUUACAAUACACAUACACACCAAAUACAAGUCGAGUCCAGUGAGCACAUACCAAAUGGAGGAUUCGGGCAUGAGCAAGACAAUGGGGGGUAAUGCAAGAGGCUCACUUACGCAUGCCCAAGCCCACAUAUGGAAUCACAUAUUCAGUUUCAUCAACUCCAUGUCCUUGAAAUGUGCCCUCCAAUUGGGCAUACCCGACAUCAUCCAUAACCACGGUGGCCCCAUGACCAUCGGCGAGCUUGUCUCGGCACUUUCGGUCCACUCUGGCAAGGCUCAUUGCAUCUUCCACCUCAUGCGCAUCCUUGUCCACUCGGGCUUCUUCGAACAGACAAGCCUCCGAGUAGUUGCCGAGGAUGACCGAGAAGAGGUAGGGUAUGCCCUAAACAAUGUCUCCUCCCUCCUCCUCAAGGACAACCCUUUGAGCACAAGGCCCUUCGCACUCGCGAUGCUGGACCCCACACUGACGGACCCAUGGCACUGCCUGGGCGCCUGGUUUCUGAACGAUGACCCUACUCCAUUCAGCACGGAGCAUGGAUCGCUCAUAUGGGAGCACAUGGGCAAUGAGCCAGAGCAGAACUUGCGCUUCAACAAUGCAAUGGCAAGCGAUGCCAGGUUGGUAGCGACCGAGGUGUUAGGAUCGGAUUGCAAGAGGGCGUUCGAGGGGCUGAGGUCACUGGUGGACGUUGGGGGUGGAACUGGGACGAUGGCUAAAGCGAUCGCGGCGGAGUUCCCGGAUUUAGAGUGCACGGUGUUUGAUCUCCCGCACGUGGUGGCAGGCUUGAAAGGGACCAAGAACGUGAAGUACGUUGCAGGGAACAUGUUCAAGGAAAUUCCACCAGCAGACGCGUAUCUUCUGAAGUGGAUAAUCCAUGACUGGAGCGACGAGGAAAGCUUGAAGAUACUGAAACGGUGCAAAGACGGACUAAGGGAAGGCAAGGGACGCAAGUUGAUUAUUGUCGAUAUCGUGUUGGGAUACUGUAAAGAAGAUGCAGAGUCGGUUGAGACACAGCUCUUCCUCGACAUGCUGAUGAUUGUUUUGUAUAAUGCAAAAGAGCGGACCGAAAGAGAAUGGGCUAAACUUUUUGUCGAAGCAGGUUUUCGUGACUAUAAGAUAACUCCUAUGUUAGGUCUACGGUCUUUGAUCGAAGUAUACCCUUGAAUAUGAUUAAUAUGCCAAUAUUUAUCAUUUUCAGUUUAUGUACUACUGCCUCAAAAUAAUGAUCCGAUGUUCCUCUUAAUUAUUAACGCGGACAAGUGUCCCGUAAUGUGGAAGUCUCAUCUUUUUCGUGGUAA
Molecule: messenger RNA, 1296 nt
Organism: Punica granatum (pomegranate)
Lineage: Eukaryota; Viridiplantae; Streptophyta; Magnoliopsida; Myrtales; Lythraceae
Source: RefSeq, a predicted model, not a curated record